Messenger RNA from Ziziphus jujuba (common jujube), 2228 nucleotides. Its product is annotated as disease resistance protein RUN1-like. Bases 147 to 1925 code for a protein of 592 amino acids. The transcript is spliced from 4 exons. The record is from RefSeq and is a predicted model, not a curated record. Gene Ontology annotation, molecular function: ADP binding. Gene Ontology annotation, biological process: defense response; signal transduction. NCBI's taxonomy places the organism in Eukaryota, Viridiplantae, Streptophyta, Magnoliopsida, Rosales, Rhamnaceae.
CAAUAGUGAAGGUAAAGGGGAAAAAGGAAGAGAAUCUUUUGCAAAAAGUCGAAACGAGUGGAAAAAGAAGGGAAAAGUUGGUAACGAUAACCCCACACGGUCUGGUUGUCGAAUCAAUAAAGCAGUAAAAGUUUGUCUGCUUGCUAAUGCUAAUGCUAAGGCUGGUUAUAGCAAGCAUGGCUUCUUCUUCUCUUUCUUUUCAAGAAAAGUACGAUGUGUUUCUCAGUUUCAGAGGUGAGGACACACGCAAUACAUUCGCUAGCUAUCUUUAUGCAGCUUUAUCAGCAAAGCAGAUCUUAACUUUCAUGGAUCACGAGCUAGAGAGAGGGGAUGAAAUUUCCCCAACACUUAGAAGAGCCAUCGAAGAAUCCAAGAUUUCGGCGAUCAUUUUCUCGGAAAACUACGCCUCGUCCACUUGGUGUUUGGAUGAACUUGUUCAAAUCCUUGAAUGCAAGAAAACAAGAGAGCAUAUUGUUAUUCCAAUCUUUUACGGCAUAGAUCCAUCAGUUGUACGAAAACAGAAGGGAAGUUAUGGGGUUUCAUUCGCUGAACUUGAAGAACGUUUCAGAGACAGAAUGGAGAAGGUGCAUCAGUGGAGGGCUGCUUUGACAGAAGCGUCUAAUCUUUGUGGGUUGGAUUCCAAGGAUUUCAGGCCUGAAAACAAGUUAGUUCAAAAAAUCCUUGAAGACAUUUCAUUCAAAUUGCCUAAAUAUCUAUCAUUUAAUGAGCAGCUCAAGGGACAUCUAAUUGGAAUUGAAAAACAUAUCAAAGAAAUUGAAUCACGACUGUCAAUUAGUACAAAAGAUGUUCGCAUUAUAGGCAUAUGGGGCAUGGGAGGUACUGGUAAGACCACCCUUGCUAGUGUUGUAUUUCAAAGAUUAUCAUAUUUUCAAUUUGAAGGCUACUAUUUUCUUUGGAAUGUUAGGGAAGAAUAUUCAAGAUACGGAGCAAAUCAUUUGAGAAAGAAACUUUUGUCUGAGUUAUUAAAUGAUGAAUCUAUUCUGAGGAUGGAUACACCAUUUGUAGCAUCACCUUUUAUUAAUGACAAACUCCGUCGUAAAAAGGUGCUCAUUGUUCUAGAUGAUGUGGAUAGUUCAACCCAGUUAGAAGCUUUAGUAGAAGGAUAUUAUCACUUUGCACUUGGAAGCAGAAUCAUUGUUACAACUAGAAAUGCACAAGUGCUUAAAAAAGUAGCUGAUGAUAUUUACAAGCUUGAUGGUUUAAAUGAGAUUGAAUCUUUAAAACUGCUCAAUUUGUAUGCUUUUGGAAAAAGUUCUCCUCCAAAAAAUUAUGCAAUGCUGUCAAACAAUGUGAUAAGCUAUGCUGAUGGAAAUCCAUUAGCUCUUAAAGUCUUGGGAUCUUUCCUUCACUCCAAAAGCACUGAUGAAUGGGAAAGUGCAUUAAAUAAAUUGAAAAGAAUUCCCAACAAGGACAUUCUAGAUGUUCUUAGAAUCAGUUACGAGGGAUUAGAUAAAGGGGAGCAAAAUCUAUUUCUUGACAUUGCAUGUCUAAUUAAUCAGUCUUUUACUAGAGAUGAUGCAGAAAAGAUGUUAGAUGCAGGUGACUCCUUUACGAAAAUAGGAUUAACUGUUCUUAUUGAAAAGUCUUUGAUUGAAUGUCGUAAAGACAAUAAGCUAUGGAUGCAUGAUUUAUUGCGGCAAGUGGGUCAUACAAUUGUUUGUGAUGAACACAGAGAACCUGGUAAACGUAGUCGAUUGUGGGAUGUUAAAGAUGUUUGCCAUGUCCUGGAAAGAAAUAUGGGUACGGCAGCAGUUGAAGGAAUCUCAUUCAACAUGUCUGAAAUUAGUAAAGACAUAAAAAUGUGCCAUGCAUCCUUCUCAGAGAUGUAUAAUCUACGAUUUCUCAAAAUUUAUUGUGACAAUAUUGAUAACAAGAAGUUCAAACUGUACCUUCCCCAAGGUUAGGAGGCGUUAAGAAUGUUUUGAAUAAUUUCACGUUUCUGAAAAGUUGCAUCCAAAGUUUUACAGGCAAUUUAUGUCUCUACUCAUCUCAAACUCACAUGUCUCAAAAGUUUGCACCGAAUUUAACAUCUUUACUUAUGCGUGAGACGGCAAUAGAAACAGUGCCCCCAUCAAUUGGAUAUCUCUCGGGUCUUGUUAAAUUAGAUUUGGGGUUUUGUAAAAGACUUAAAAGUCUUCCAACAAGCAUUUGUCAUUUGAAAUCUCUUGAAGAACUAGAUCUGACUGGUUGUGAGAAACUGAAAACGU